Messenger RNA from Thlaspi arvense, 183 nucleotides. Lineage: Eukaryota; Viridiplantae; Streptophyta; Magnoliopsida; Brassicales; Brassicaceae. The record is from the annotation of a GenBank genome assembly.
AUGUCUAGCGAAGCUACAGAAUCACAACUUCAACUAGUUCCUGCUUAUGGCUCUUCUUCAGACAACAAGAGCACUGCUGAUUCCUUUCGUAUGCCUACGUACGAGGAUCUUGUCCGGAACUCUGAUCUUUUUUGGGAUAAUCUGCGGGAUCUUCUCGGACACCUUGACAAAACUUUGAAGUAA